Molecule: messenger RNA, 1314 nt
Organism: Nerophis lumbriciformis (worm pipefish)
Lineage: Eukaryota; Metazoa; Chordata; Actinopteri; Syngnathiformes; Syngnathidae
Source: RefSeq, a predicted model, not a curated record
AUGAUCCUCCGUCGGGCGGCGCGCCACCCGUGGCCUCUUCUCUCCGCGUGUCGCCGACGGUCCUCGUCCCCCGGCCCCGCCCCGGGCCGGGAAGAAGGCCUGCGCGUGUUAGGCCGCGUCUACCCCUGCGACGACUUCACCAACGUCACGCCCAAGAUUCUGGCCAAAGUGGGCCGCGACCUCCACAACCAACGCCAUCAUCCGCUCUGGCUCCUCAAAGAGAGGAUAAAAGCUCACUUCUACAGCGCUUACGCGGCUCGCUCAGGGAACCCGCUGUUCUCGGCCCACGACAACCUGAGCCCCGUGGUGACGACGGAGCAGAACUUUGACAGCUUGCUGAUCCCGAGCGGACACCCCGGCAGGAAGCGUGGCGACAACUACUACCUGAACAGGACCACCAUGCUUCGCUCUCACACCUCGGCCCACCAGAAAGAGCUGGUGAGCGCGGGUCUGGACGCCUUCCUGUUGGCCGGAGACGUUUACAGACGGGACGAGAUCGACGCCAGCCACUAUCCCGUUUUUCACCAGAUGGAGGGCGUGCGCCUCUUCUCCAACCGCCAGCUCUUCUCCGGCGUCGCUCACGGCCAAGACCUGAACGCGUUUGAGGCGGCGGGUCGCCGGACGCCCCAAAAGCAGGAAGUUCACAGCCUGGAGGCCGUCAAGCUGCUGGAGUCGGACCUGAAAACGACGCUCCGCGCGCUGAUCGGCCGUCUGUUCGGAGAAGGCGUGGAGGUGCGCUGGCUGGACUGUUACUUCCCUUUCACUCAUCCCUCGUUUGAGAUGGAGGUGCGUUACAACGGCGUCUGGAUGGAGGUGCUGGGCUGCGGAAUCAUGGAGCAGCGAAUCCUCAACUCGGCCGGCGCCGCCGACAAGGUGGGCUGGGCGUUCGGACUGGGCCUGGAGCGCCUGGCCAUGGUUCUCUACGACAUCCCCGACAUCCGAAUCUUCUGGAGCCGAGACGAACGCUUCCUCAAACAGUUCCGUGUGGACGACAUCCAUCGGCGGGUCCGCUUCCAGGCGCUGAGCAAAUACCCGCCGCUGCGCAACGACAUCUCCUUCUGGCUUCCCGCCGACGAGGCCGCCUUCCACGCCAACGACUUCUACGAAUUGGUGCGCGCCGUCGCCGGGGACCUGGUGGAGGAGGUCACUCUGCUGGAUGACUUCACGCACCCCACGAGCGGGAGGCGGAGUUUGUGCUUCCGUCUGGUUUACCGCCACACGGAGCGCACGCUGAGCCAGCGAGAAGUCCGGCGAGUUCACGGCGAAAUCCAACGGCGGGCCCAAACGCAGCUGGGCGUGGAGGGACGCUACUGA